AUGGACCCCGCAGAGUUAGAGCAGUUGCGCACCGCCAUUACAACCCAAGGCGCAGUUCUGGGUGAACGGCACACCAAGCUGCAGUCGCUAGAGGCGAGUGUCAACUCCAUCGCCAGUUUGGUUGGAGAGCUUCAGCAGCUGAUAGCGGAUCACUCCAGAGCUAGUGGGCCGCACAGCCUUCCUGAUCUCAGUGAGAACCAAAUCCAAGGUGUUCCAAGGAAAGCCUUCAGAGGAGCUGUGGAGAUCAAGAACCUCCAGUUGGACUAUAACCACAUCAGCUGUAUUGAAGAUGGAGCCUUCAGAGCUUUACGCGACCUGGAAGUACUCACCCUUAACAACAAUAACAUCAGUCGACUGUCUGUGGCCAGUUUUAACCACAUGCCGAAGCUCAGGACAUUUCGUCUGCACUCCAACAACCUGCAGUGUGACUGCCACGUGGCCUGGCUGUCAGAAUGGCUGCGACAGCGCCCCCGUCUGGGACUCUACACUCAGUGCAUGUCCCCGCCACACUUAAGGGGACACAACGUGGCAGAGGUGCAGAAAAAGGAGUUUGUCUGCACAGAUGGUGAUGAAGGUCACCAGUCCUCGUCGUAUUCCUCCUGCAGUGUGUUACAGUGCCCAGAGUCCUGUACCUGCAGUAACAACAUAGUGGACUGCAGAGGGAAGGGACUGACAGAAAUACCCACAAAUCUGCCCGAGACUAUUACUGAGAUCCGACUGGAGCAAAACGCCAUCAAGGUGAUCCCGGCCGGGGCCUUUUCCCCCUACAAGAAGCUGCGCAGGAUAGACCUGAGUAACAACCAGAUAUCGGAGUUGGCCGCUGAUGCGUAGGGACUGCGCUCCCUCAACUCUCUAGUGCUGUACGGCAACAAGAUCACUGAGAUCUCUAAGGGACUGUUUGAGGGACUGUUCUCCCUGCAGCUACUGUUGUUAAAUGCUAAUAAGAUCGCGUGUCUCCGCGUGGACGCCUUUCAAGAUCUCCACAACCUCAACCUGCUCUCCCUGUAUGACAACAAGCUCCAGACCAUCGCCAAGGGAACCUUCUCAUCACUAAGAGCCAUACAGACACUUCAUCUGGCCCAGAAUCCAUUCAUCUGUGAUUGCCAUCUGAAGUGGCUGGCGGACUACUUGCAAGACAACCCUAUUGAGACCAGUGGUGCUCGCUGCACCAGCCCCCGAAGGCUCGCCAACAAACGCAUUGGGCAGAUCAAGAGCAAGAAGUUCCGCUGCUCAGCUAGAGAACAGUAUUUCAUCCCAGGUACGGAGGACUACCGCAGCAAGCUGGGAGGGGACUGUUUCGCCGACCUAGCCUGCCCCGAGAAAUGCCGCUGUGAGGGCACCACCGUCGACUGCUCCAACCAAAAACUCACCAAGAUACCCGACCACAUCCCCCAGUACACUGCCGAACUGCGUCUGAACAACAACGAGUUUGCUGUGCUGGAAGCGACGGGGAUCUUCAAGAAGCUACCUCAGCUGAGGAAGAUCAACCUGAGCAACAAUCGCAUUACCGACAUCGAGGAGGGGACGUUUGAAGGGGCCGCGGGGGUCAACGAGCUGAUUUUGACCUCCAACAGGCUGGAGAACGUACACCACCGCAUGCUGAAGGGGCUCAGUGGCCUCCGCACACUGAUGCUAAGGAGUAACCGUAUAAGCUGUGUGAGCAACAGCAGCUUCGUGGGGCUGAGCUCGGUGCGUCUCUUAUCGCUCUAUGACAACCAGAUUACCUCCAUGAACCCGGGGGCUUUUGACACAUUGCACUCCCUGUCUACACUGAACCUUCUAGCCAAUCCCUUCAACUGUAACUGUCAUCUGGCCUGGCUCGGCGAUUGGCUGAGGAGGAAGCGGAUUGUAACGGGGAACCCGCGCUGCCAGAGUCCUUACUUCCUGAAGGAGAUCCCCAUCCAGGACGUGGCCGUCCAGGACUUCGCCUGUGAUGACGGUAACAACGAGAACAGCUGCUCUCCGGUGCUGAGGUGCCCUGCAGAGUGCUCCUGCCUGGACACGGUGGUGCGCUGCAGCAACAAGGGCCUAACUGCCCUCCCUAAAGGCCUCCCCAAGGAGACCACUGAGCUGUAUCUGGACGGGAAUCACUUUACUCAGGUCCCAGUGGAGCUCUCCAAUUAUAAGCAUCUAACACUUAUCGACUUGAGUAACAACCAGAUCAGCACCUUGUCCAACCACAGCCUCAGUAAUAUGUCCGAGCUGCUUACCCUAAUUCUGAGCUACAACCGACUGCGGUGCAUCCCCGUGAGGGCCUUCGAUGGACUGAAGUCGCUACGCCUGCUAUCUCUGCAUGGUAACGAUAUAUCUGUGAUACCAGAGGGAGCCUUCAAAGACCUGUCGUCGCUGUCCCACCUCGCCCUGGGUGCGAACCCGCUGUACUGCGACUGCCACAUGCAGUGGCUGUCCGACUGGGUGAAGAGCGGGUACAAGGAGCCUGGUAUCGCCCGGUGUACCGGGCCCGGCGACAUGACCGACAAACUCCUGCUAACCACGCCCUCUAAGAAGUUCACCUGCACAGAAGUCCCCGGGCCUUGUGGUUUUCUUGUGCCAGGCCCAGUGGACUUGAAUAUCCAGGCCAAGUGUGACCCCUGCCUGUCCAGCCCCUGCAAGAACGACGGCACCUGCUCCAACGAUCCCGUGGACUUCUACCGCUGCUCCUGCCCCUAUGGAUUCAAGGGCCAGAACUGUGAGGAGCCAAUCCACGCCUGUAUCAGUAACCCAUGCCAGAACAGCGGCACCUGCCACCUGAAGGAAGGCGUAGAAAGCAACUUUUGGUGUGUGUGUCUGGAGGGUUUUGAAGGGGACAUGUGUGAGAUCAACAUCGAUGAUUGUGAAGAUAACGACUGUGAGAACAACUCCACUUGUGUUGACGGAAUCAACAACUACACAUGCAUGUGUUCACCAGAGUACACAGCUGCUACCAAUGAGGUGGAGAGAGGGGAGCUUUGUGAAGAGAAGCUGGAUUUCUGCGCUCCAGAGCUGAACCCAUGUCAACAUGACUCAAAAUGCAUUCUGACCACUCAGGGAUACAAGUGUGAGUGCACUCCAGGCUACAUAGGGGAGCACUGUGAGUUGGACUACAAUGACUGUGAAGAGAACAAGUGUCAGAAUGGCGGCCAGUGUAUUGAUGCUGUCAAUGGAUACACCUGUGUCUGUCCAGAGGGAUACAGUGGGCUGUUCUGUGAGUUCUCUCCCCCGAUGGUCCUUCCCCGCACCAGCCCCUGCGACAACCACGACUGCCUGAACGGGGCGCAGUGUGUCGUGGUGGGAUCGGACCCCCGUUGCCAGUGUCUCCACGGCUUCCAGGGAGAGCGCUGCGAGACGCUGGCCAGUGUCAGCUUCAUUAACCGCGAGUCCUACCUGAAACUCCCCUCCAGUCUCAUCUCUCCGGAGACAAACAUCACCCUACAGAUCGCCACAGACGAGGACAGCGGCGUGCUGCUGUAUAAAGGAGACAUCGAUCACAUUGCCAUGGAGUUGUACAGGGGACGCCUGCGGGUCAGUUAUGACACGGGAUCCUACCCGCCCUCCGCUAUAUACAGUGUGGAGACUGUUAAUGAUGGAAGUUUCCAUGCUGUGGAGUUGGUGGCAUCUGACCAGACCCUGUCCCUGUCUAUCGAUGGCGGACCGCCCAAAUCCAUCAAUUCCCUCAGCAAACAGUCCACACUCAGCAUAGACUCCCCACUUUACCUUGGAGGAAUGCCGGAGCAUGCCUCUCUCUCCGGGGGCCUGUCAGCCCUGCAGCACAGCUCAGGGGGUCGCAACGGCACCAGCUUCCACGGCUGCCUCCGAAACGUCUACAUCAACGGGCAGCUCCAGGACCUGGGGGCGGGGCUGGGGCUCGGAGCUGGAGGAGCAGGCUCAGGAUCCGGACAGGGCACCGGUGGACAGUGGUCGGGCCACGGAGUGGAACCAGGUUGCCAGCCCUGUCAGAGAGGGGCCUGUGAACAAGGGGACUGCCAUCCUACAGGGCACAGCGGCUUCACCUGUACCUGCCACCCCGGGUGGACAGGAACACUGUGUGAUCAGCAAGUUAACAACCCCUGUGAUGGGAACAAGUGUAUCCACGGCACCUGCCUUCCAAUAAACUCCUACUCCUACUCCUGCCGCUGCCAGCCUGGCUUCGCCGGUGUGCUCUGCGAUGAGCAGGACCGGGAAUCGGCCGAUCCCUGCAGUCUUGCCAGCUGUAAACAUGGUAAAUGCAGACUGUCUGGUCUGGGCAAAGCAUACUGUGAGUGUAACAGUGGAUACACCGGGGAAGCCUGUGACAAAGAGGUGGCCUGCCGAGGGGAACGGGUCCGAGAUGUCUACCAGAGACAGCAAGGCUACGCGGCGUGCCAAACCCAGGAGAAGGUCUCCCGCCUAGAGUGUCGGGGAAGCUGCCAGGGGGGCGCAGACGGACAGGGCACCUGUUGCACCCCCCUCCGCAGCAAACGCAGGAAAUACACCUUCCAGUGCACCGACGGUUCUUCCUUUGUCCAGGAGGUGGAGAAAGUGGUCAAGUGCGGCUGUACAAAGUGUUCGUAA
Molecule: messenger RNA, 4530 nt
Organism: Lampris incognitus (smalleye Pacific opah)
Lineage: Eukaryota; Metazoa; Chordata; Actinopteri; Lampriformes; Lampridae
Gene: slit2
Product: slit homolog 2 (Drosophila)
Biological process (GO): negative regulation of cell growth; retinal ganglion cell axon guidance; negative chemotaxis
Molecular function (GO): Roundabout binding; calcium ion binding; heparin binding
Source: RefSeq, a predicted model, not a curated record